GCUAAAUAAGCAGGAAUGCCAUAUAAACUUUUUGGAUUUCUUUAUAAUGAUCAAGGGUGGUAUUCGUCGAUAAGAUGGCCGUACUGACGUCAUAUAUCGGGUCUAUAAUCGUUACCACGGAAAGGAAGGAACGAUACCGGUCGUAUAUUCACCGCGCCCAAAGAGUUACAGUGUUGGAAAACAUUAAAAAAUCUCGAUCAAACGGUGUAUUAAAUGUGCGGGGAUAAAGGUUUUCCGUCGAUGAGCCGUUUAUAACUUCUUCAUGAUUAAAAUUAGUGGACUAAACAUUUUCUAUCCAUAUAAACCGAUGUGGUCGUGAUUUUAUGUGCACCGUCGGAUAGCCUAGUAGAAGAUAGGUUUUGUGAGGCUGCUAGGGUUUGGAACACUCUAGGUAGCUUAAGUGUUGCAUUAAGCCGAGUUGAAUAUGGGGCCUCAGAACAUCAGAACAAUCAACAUAGCCAUGCAGCAAUGUAAAUAAUAACAACGCCGCUGUAAAGUGUCUUCUGCGCUCUAAACUAGGUGUUAUCUAGUUUCUGCAGUACAGUAUGAACGAAUUGGAUUCUCUUAGGCAGGAAGCAGAAACAUUAAAAAAUGCUAUUAGGGAUGCCCGCAAGGCGGCGUGCGAUACGUCGCUGGUGCAAGCGACCGCCAGCAUGGAACCCAUUGGGAGGGUUCAGAUGCGCACCAGGCGCACCCUCAGGGGCCACUUAGCCAAGAUAUACGCCAUGCACUGGGGCAGCGACAGUAGAAACCUCGUAUCCGCUUCGCAAGAUGGCAAGCUUAUCGUCUGGGACAGUCAUACCACCAAUAAGGUUCACGCUAUACCUCUUAGAUCAUCAUGGGUAAUGACGUGUGCUUAUGCCCCAUCAGGUAGUUUCGUAGCUUGCGGUGGUCUGGAUAAUAUUUGUUCCAUAUAUAGCCUAAAAACUAGAGAAGUUUUUUUAGGAAAUGUCCGUGUAAGCAGGGAACUCCCCGGACACACGGGCUAUUUGUCUUGUUGUCGCUUUCUGGACGACAACCAAAUCGUAACCAGCUCCGGUGACAUGUCUUGUGCUCUGUGGGAUAUUGAGACUGGCCAGCAAGUAACAUCUUUCUUGGGACAUACCGGCGAUGUUAUGUCACUCUCCUUGUCUCCUGAUAUGCGUACUUUCGUUUCUGGCGCCUGCGACGCCAGCGCAAAACUAUGGGACAUCAGGGAAGGCACCUGCAAGCAGACCUUCCCCGGUCACGAGUCUGACAUCAACGCGGUGACCUUUUUCCCGAAUGGGUACGCGUUCGCGACAGGCAGUGACGAUGCCACCUGCCGGCUGUUCGACAUCCGCGCCGACCAGGAGCUAGCCAUGUACAGUCACGACAACAUCAUCUGCGGCAUCACCAGCGUCGCGUUCAGCAAGAGCGGCAGACUGUUGUUGGCCGGAUACGACGAUUUCAACUGUAACGUAUGGGAUUCUAUGAAGACCGAAAGAGCCGGUAUCCUGGCAGGACACGACAAUCGUGUUAGCUGCUUGGGCGUAACCGAGAAUGGAAUGGCAGUGGGAACGGGAUCCUGGGACAGUUUCCUGCGUAUCUGGAAUUAGACUGGCCGCUGCUGCAUCAUUUCGUCAACACCUCAAGAAAGCGUUCUCACCUGCAUCCCAUUACACCUAUUCUCUUUUCCUCCUAAGCAUUCUUAUUUCAUGCAUUUAUAUAUAAUGAGCGAGCAAGUAUGUAUACUACAGUUUUUGUUUUAUUAUGCUUCAUUUCACUUUACACUUUUUAUUCCAAUCCUAUUUUUAUUGUAGUUAGCUUUGUAAUGUAUUUAAUUUUAUCGUUUCCUUCUAUGUUAAGUUAUAUAUUUUUUUGUUACGUUUUAUUCCAAAAGAGAUGAUUUUGUAUAUGUGUAGUUUGUAUAGUAUUAAAUCACACUUCAACAACAAACACGACUGACGUUUGGGGCAUUUUCUAUUCUUUUAUAUUAUAUUGCUGUGAUGUAGGUGAGAUCAUUUGCAUGAUAAUUGUAUGGUACCAAUAAUUUUUCUUGGUUACAAGUACAAAAAAUGACCAAUUCAAGUAAAAAAUGUACUGUGUGGAAGCAUUUUUCCAAUUUGUUCCAGUCAUUUAGAAAAAACAUGCGCAUAGUCGGCGAAUUUUGGGAAAAUUUAUAACACUGCUGACAGGUUUGUCAUAGCAUCACCAAGUGUGAAACUAGGAUAUUUUCUACGGCAUGGGAAGGUCAUGAGCUCAUUCUUGAUAUUUGGGAGAUAAGCGCCUAGAGGAAUCUAAUAACUUUAGACGGACGAAUUACUUGGAUUUGAUCGAUCUUGACAAAUCUGAUUGUUUAAAUUGGUGUUUUUUAUCCUAAAUUUCGUCGACUAUAAGUCAGAAAGCAUGAUGACGUGCUUAUUCGGUGAGCCACGAUAAAAUAAAAUAAUUUGCUUUUAAAGAUCAUGGCAAAACCCUAGUCAAAAGAUAAAACAAAUAUGAGAGUGCCAUAAUAUUUCGAAUAAUGUUUGAAGUAACGAGAUGAGACCAAAUCUAAACUUGCGAACUGCGGCGUUUACGUAUUAAUCCAGUCAAAUUAGAUUAUUUCGAAAAAAUCCAACAGUUAAUAUCAGUAAAUUGUAGUAAACGCAUCUAAGAUAAAAAAAUCAAUUUGUGGUAUUAUAGUUUUGAAGAAUCUGUAGCAAAUCCAGCUCUCAUAUGCUAAUCAAUUUUUGUUAUAUGUCAAUUGCAAUAUUUCUUGAUCAAGCUUUAGUAUAUGUUAAAAUGCCGUUUCAUUUAAAGAAUCGAUGUUUCAAGCCGAGCAUUUUUACAAUUUUUUGAUGAUGUUGGGUUAUUUUCUAGACAACUUCUAAUUCUACUGGACUAUAUUAGGUUCAAUGAAUUAAACGGCAGAUUAAAAAUCAAAUUUAUUUGAGAUACUGCCUCUUAUAAUACUGUAAAACAGUGUUCCAUUUACUGAAAAAAAAACAUCUUUCAUUAUUAAGUUUCAUGUUUUCUAUGUGAAAUCAUACUUUUGUACAUAUUUUGUUUCUUCUUCAUUUUUUUAAUAAUACCAUUUUCUUGAUAAGAUUUUAAUAUAUAGAUAAUGUAGCUUCUGCUUGAAUGUAAAAGUUGGAUGAAAAAAUCUUCGUUUAAUCGAUUUAAAGCACAGAUACUGCAUUACAUAUAUCUCCCGUGAUAUUUCCAAACACUUUUUUAUAAAAAAAACUUCAUACUAUAUAAUAUAUCUCGGGAUAUAUUCCGACUAAAUGUAUAACUUUUUUUAAUUUAUUUAUUCAAAGUGUGCGUGAGUAGUGGUACGAGUGUUUGAACUUCAGAAGCAGGGCGGAUAAAGUCGAAUGUCAGUCGUAGCUUACACAGUUUUGUAACGGCUAUAGAACUGAAAUCAACACCAUCCGAUUCGUUAAGGGCUCAGCCGCUAGAAACUGUGUAUCAGCCAGCAUGUUAUACACUGUUAAAAAUAUAUAUUUGUAAAAAUAAACAACCAUCAGGAAAAGUCGCUACUUCACUUAUGCAGUGAUCCCAUCUCUUUUCUUUUAAACUGACGUGCGAUACAAAUUUAAAGUUUAAAGGUGGUCAUGCUUAGAGUUGUGGUUAUGAUGCAAUUUGGAAGCAGAAUAAGUCAUUAUCUGCAUUGCAAUCAUAACUUUGAAUUUGGUUACUUACUGUGCUGCCCCUCAGAUGAAGCAUUAUUCUUCUGUUACUUAACGUCAUUUCGAGUUUCUUGAAGCAGGAUAAAAGGGAUACUGAUUUGAUGCCAGUGGAUUACAGAAGAAAAAUCUCAUCUUGGUCACGUCAGAGUUCCUGUAAUGGUAUAACCUGAUCUUUGCACUCCCCUGACUUGGCAACUAUAAAAAGUCUAAAUAUAGAUGAAAAGUUGAAAACUGUGCUUGAAAGGAUGGCGAAGUUCAUAAUUUUUUUUUACAGAGUAUAACAGACUGAUUUGCGUUAGUCAUCGGCUUUUAUAUCAACUGCCCCUAAUCUAAAACUUCGUUUUUAGGUUAGUCUGUUCUUAAAGUUGUAUGUAUGUUUUUAUAAAUAAUAGGACAUGUCACAAGGUAAUUACAAAAUCUGUUGAAUUGUUGCUGCUAUCGUUUACAUUUCCAGGGCACAAUAUUGCGCAUUCGAUGUAGUGAGGUUUCGUUUCUUUUCUACGCUGUAAUCAAUAUUGACUGAGGACUGGCCACGUCAAAAUGCUUACAAAGAUUCAAGCGAGAUCCGUAUAGAGAGCAACAGCAUGAAAUGUUAGGAAGCAUAUCAAAAAUAUCUAUAUCUGCUUGUCGUUGUUUAUCAAGGUUAUAAGAAAGAUAACAGAAAUGGAGGAGGUAAUUAUAGCCUUGUGUAAAGAUAUGAAGUUUAAUAUUUGGAAAGCAGUGACUACAUCACUACAGUACUACCAAUUCUUGCUAUUAAAUGUAUAUGUUGGAAAUGAAAUCGUUGAUAUCCGGAUCAGAAGUAUACAACGUUUGAAUUCCAAACUUUAAGGAGUGCAUGAAAAUUAUGAGGAUUAAAAAGCCAUUCUCGAUAAUGUGUACGCAUCUUCAAAACAUUUGAUGACUUUCGGAUAAAGCAUUGCCUUCUGGAUAAUCAUGCAGUACUUUAGGGGAUAUUAAAAUUAUUGAGUGUAGUAUUCUGGUGUAUGCGAUUUCGCGUUUAGACGUGGUGGUUCUUAUAUUACUCUAAUAGGUUUCACAAAGCGUACAACUACCGUUUUUCCUUUACUAGCGAGAAAAGGCGGUGAGUGAUGACCUUUAGCACAAAUUUUCAUAACAGCUAUAAAAUCUUAUGCAUUAAUUUAGUUCGCAUAUAUAAAUAUGUACAUCUAAUAAAGGGACUAUCUACCUGGUUGGUGACGUGUGUUUUUUUCAAACUGUAGUUUAGCAUUGUCAUUUUUUAUUGUUAAUGAUUUACAUGAGUAUGGUGUAUGAAUACUAUAGCAACGUAUAUGUUAUAUUGUAACGUAACAAAUAAAAUGAUUUAAAAUACAUAAUGUUUAAUUCUAUACUGCCGUCAUUCCAACUCCACCAUGGAUGUCCCUCGCAACGCCAGAGUACCGUCGAUUUAAAGGGUUCCCUACACUAUGCGUGAAGUAACAUUCAGGCAUGAGGCGGUAAGACGGGUGCUCGUAUCGCUCGACAUCAACGAAGCUUCUGGGCCGGACUAGAUUCCUG
Acanthoscelides obtectus is the source of this 5153-nucleotide messenger RNA. The record is from the annotation of a GenBank genome assembly. Lineage: Eukaryota; Metazoa; Arthropoda; Insecta; Coleoptera; Chrysomelidae.